CUGCCCAGGGAGGGAACCCCGGAGUCCGGCCCCGCAUGGGCGCCGCGCGGUCCCCGGGGGCCUGAGGCUGCCCGGCCGCCCCGCACGCGGCCCAUGGCGGCCCGCGCUGCCCCCGCCGCACCUGCGGCCGAGGAGCCGAGCGGCCAGGGCCAGGGUCAGGGCCAGGGCCAGGGCCAGGCCGGUGUCCCCCGCAAGAAGAAGUCCCGGGGCGGCCUGCGCCGCGCCUUCAGCUGGUUGCGGGGCAAGCGGAGAAAGAAGAAGGGGCCGCCAGGCGGGGAGGGCGCCGAGCCGCCCCCCAAGGGCAAGAAGUCCGAGGAAAAGGCCAGGAAGGGCAGAGGCAAGGGCAGAGGCUCGAGCAAAGCAGACAACAAGCAGCUGCCGUCGGAUGACCACCAAGACAAUGUCUUCUUCCCCAGCAGCCGACCCCCUCACCUGGAGGAGCUGCACUUUCAGGCCCAAGAAGGACUGCGAUCCCUGCAGCACCAAGAAAAACAGAAGCAGAACAAGGAUUGCUGGGACCAUGGAGAUAAUCAGAGCAUCAAGUCAUCCCAGAUGGGCACCGAGGAGCAGGACAAUAUUUCCUUCUGUAGUCAGAGCACCACAUCCACCAUGGAGAGCUCCGCCGCCGAGGAUGCCAUGUCCAUCCGCUCUGAGAUGAUCCAGCGCAAAGGCUCCACCUUCCGACCUCAUGACUCAUUCCCCUCCAAAUCAGGGAAAUCUGGCCGGAGAAGGCGAGAAAGGCGGAGCACGGUGCUGGGGCUCCCACAGCACGUCCAGAAAGAGCUGGGUCUAAGGAAUGGGCAUGACCUGCCCGGCAUGGCCAGGCCUCCUGCUCGCCUUACCAAUGGUCAUGGUGCAGCAGGGGGAGUGGUCCACAUCCCCACAGUGGAUGGGCAGCUGGCGGUCCCUGGGAGUGAUGUUCCUGGGGUUCGAGUGUCACUGGUCAGGCUGGAAGCAGGGUCUGGGGAUGAGGCUGCCUUACAACGCCACAUCGAUCGUGUCUACCAAGAUGACAGCCUUCUUGGCCGAAGGACAGGGGCUCGGCUGUCCCCCCUGGUCCGACCCAAGUCACUGGCCGUGCCGGGGAUGACCGGUGGGGCGGGAUCCCCAGAGCCGCUCAGCCCGGCCAUGUCCAUCUCACCCCAGGCCACCUACCUCUCCAAGAUCAUCCCGAAUGCAGUCUUGCCACCAACUGUGGAUGUAGUGGCCCUGAGCCGCUGCAGCGUCCGCACCCUGAGCCGCUGCAGCCUCAUGUCAGCCAGCCCAGCCUCUGUUCGCUCCCUGGGGCGCUUCUCCUCCUCCUCUUCUUCCUGCCGACCCCGAAGCCGCCAUGCCUCUUCCUCCAGUGACAACUGGAGCCACUCACAGUCCACAGAAACAAUCGUGUCGGACGGAUCUACGCUGUCAUCCCAGGGGGGCUCGGAAGAGCGAGUGGACGGGCUGCCGGGCCAUGAGGAGGGCAGUGCCCCCCGCCGAGAGAGCCCCCGCAGUCCAGCAGGUAGCGGGGCCUCUGUGGCCACAGGCAGUGGGCAGGCUUCGCCCAGCGUGGGCAGCAGCAAGGCCGAUGGCUCAGACACCAUCAGCAUUCAGAGUGGACACUCGUCUGUCAGGAGCGUGUCUCUGCGGAAGCUCAAACGUGCUCCGGCACCCCCCCGCCGGACCUAUUCCCUUCACCAGCGAGGUUCAGCCGAUGGGGCCCCCGGGCUGCCCCCCAAGCCGGAACGAAAGCAGCCACAGCUCCCUGCUGCUGGGGAGCCCGAGGAGGCGGCCCCUGGAGUGCAGGUCCCAGCUCUGUCUCCCAGCACCUCGCAGCGCCUAGUGGGCUCCCCUGAGCGUACACUCUCCCCGUCAAGUGGCUAUUCUAGCCAGAGUGGCACCCCUACACUGCCUCCCAAGGGGCUGGUGGGGCCCCCUGCCUCCCCAGGCAAGCGAUCCCCAAGGCCUCUAAAGCCUGAUCGAGUUUGCUCUCUGAGGUCCCCUGGGGCCUCAGUGUCUUCCUCACUCACCUCCCUCUGUUCCUCUGUUUCAUCCUGUGACCCAGCUCUUGUAGAUAAGGGUGUCCCUGUGCAGCCUCCAGAUGCUCCCUUGCCCCUAACCAACCCGGCUGACAGAUUUGUCAUUCCCCCUCACCCUAAAGUCCCGGCCCCUUUCUCUCCACCACCCUCAAAACCCAAGCCCCCCACUCCAACUGCACCUGCAGCUACCCCUAACUCCAAUUCUAAUUCUGCUCCUUCUCCUAUCCAGGGGUCCAUGACCCCUGGGAAAUCUAAGCAGGAAUCUUCUACACCCCCCAAGGGUGGAUCUCCUCCCCCUUCCCCUCCUCCAUCUUAUCACCCACCCCCACCACCUGCUAAGAAAGUGGAGGCAGUUGCCGAGGCCCCACCCUCAGCACCUCUGAAUUCUGAUGGGGAGGCCUUCCAGGACCCCAGCUGGCCACCCCCGCCUCCCCCUGCUCCAGAGGAACACGACCUGUCCAUGGCUGAUUUCCCCCCACCAGAUGAGGCCUUCUUCUCGCCUGCUAGGCCAGAGUCCCCAGCUCCAACUAUGGCCUCGCCCCCUGCCCCCACCGAGCCUCUUGGCCCAGCCCAGGCCUCUCCUGCACCUCCAGAGUCUCCUCCUCAGUCUGUGGCCAAGCCUGAGAUGCAGGCCUCCAGCUCCUUCUUGGCCACCAUCUCACAAAGCCAACCCCAGUCUGAGUCCCAGCCUACACCUGAACCCCCACCCGUGGCUCCACCCUUGCCAGCCCCCGUCCUUCAACCUAGUUCUGGGAAGCUGUCCGAGCCAGUCAAGGAGCCCUUGGGGCGUAGUAAGAGCAUCCCUGCGCCCAAGGAAGAUGCCAGCCUCCCUAUUGUCACGCCCUCCUUGUUGCAGAUGGUGCGGUUACGCUCCGUUGCUCCCCCGGCUCUUCCAGCCUCCGAGGUCCCAGCUGCCCCUGCCCCUGCCCCUGCCCCUGCCCCCGCCCCGCAGAAACCACUGCGGAAGGCACUGUCUGUGAGGGGUGGCCAGGCACCUGGGCCCUCCACUGGGCUUCACGCAGCCAUGCGCCUCAAGGUCUCCAGCCUGGCCUCCACAGAAGCCCCCCUCAGUCCUCAACCCAAUGGCCCGCCCGAGCCAGAGGCCUCGUCACCACGGCCACAGUCCCCCGCCUCUCCCGCCUCCACCGCCAGCUUCAUCUUCUCCAAGGGUGCCAAGAAGCUGCAGCUGGAGCGCCCCGUCUCUCCUGAGGCCCAGGCUGACCUGCAGCGGAACCUGGUGGCUGAACUCCGGACCUUGUCUGAACAUCGGGGGCCGCAGGUCCAGAGGAAACCCAGCAAGUCUGCCCCGCCUGUGGCCCGCAAGCCGGCACUGGGGUUUUCCCCAUCUGGCUCCCCUGGCAACAAGCCGGCCGAGAGCCCCUCGGCCUCCCCUGCCAAUGGGCAUGCCCGCCCCGAGGACAGGACUAAGCGAGAGCUAGCAGAGAAUGGAGGCACUGUGCAGUUGGCGGGCCUGGAGCCGCAGCCACUGAAUCCCACUGCCUCAGAAAAACAGGAAGAGCUGGUCUGACUGACCUGAGGGGACAGCACUCUGGUACUACUGACCUAUCCUACGAACACAAUCUCUCAGGGACCUGAGCAGGUGGAAGCGUGAGAACAACUGGAGAACUGGACAGAUGCUUGACUUAAUACAAAGGAAGAAUUCCGCCUUAGCCUCCACGGCCUUUGAUAUUUAUGCAAACCCUGGUGAGGGCAGCUUUCCCCACCAAGUUAGGCAGUUUGCUUUUGCCUUUUUACAACAAAUAACGGAUGCUCCCAGAGUCGCCGCAUCUCCCUCUCCGACCCCAUCCUGCCUUGGCCGAGGAAGGACAGAGGAUGAUGGGAGAGGGAGCGAUCUCAGCCGGCCCCAAGGCCCUAGCCCUAAAGAGGCCGGUGCCUGGUCCAGAGCUCCCUGGGGUUUGAUGUUUUGGUUCUUUUCUGUUGAAAACACUUCCUCUCUUUCUCCUCUCCCCUGCCUUCCCUACCCCCCCCUUCCAUUUCUGGGAUAAUUAGUCCUGUAAUCAAGCACACAAUAGUAGUUUUGAAUCAAAGCACUUUUCAAAGACAGCGGCCUGUCCAUCUUACAGGGCACGUGGCCGGCCUUCCAUCCUGCCAGCUGUCGCCUCCUUUCCACAAGGCUCCUGUUUACAUGGCAGCCAUUCUCACCCUCUGGGUCUUGGCUGGCCUUCUCAGGCUGGUGUGGGCGUCUGUCUGGUGUGCCCCAUUCCUUUGGGUCUUGAGGCUUCAGAAGGGGGACAGGCGGGUGGGCGUAGCAGUCCCUGACCUUUGGAGGCAAGGGCAAAGCACAAAAGCGGAGGAGAGGGCUGAACUCCCGCGGCCACAUCUUUUCACAAGCCUCCGCGUUGUUUCCCAACUUGCCUGCUCCCAACAGGUGCUUCCAUCAGUAGUGGGGGAUGGUGCCAACAUGACCCCAGGUCAGAAGGAAGGGACUUGUCCCCACUCCCUUCUCAGGGCAUCAGAAUUUGACUGGAGAAGAGAAAGGAAGUUGCGCUCGGUAGCAGCUCUGGCUCUCUUCACUUCUAGAGGUUGAGAGCCCCCUCUCUGAGCUGAUGGGCUUCUCUCCUUUCCCAGGCCAGCCCUAGGUACUGGCUUUUGUGGUUGGCAGUGGCAGGCGGCUGUAGGCUGCACAGGGUAUGGAGGAGGAGGGAUACCUCUUGCCACUGGUACUAGUGCUGCUCAUGUACUCUCCUUUUCCUCCACCCCUUUCGGUGGGAUUCCACCUUCUGGAUAUGCCUCUUUGCACCGGAUGCUUGUUUAGGGAAUGGCAAAGGCUGAUUGAGAGGUCAGUCACACAUGCCAAAGGCAUCCUUGGACUAUUCUAAGAAUAUGAAUACCUCCCUGGCCUGUCCCUUGGUCCAACCAGCCUGGGAUUCAUGGGUUUGGUUUUAUUUUAUUUUUUUUGGCAGCCAGAAUAAGCAGGAGAGCAUGGGCAUGAUCUAUGAUUUCAGCCUCCAAAAGUUAGGGAUGCUCUUCAACAACCUUGGAUUUCUCUUUAGUAACUUGGCCAAGAUCUCAUCGACCAUGGGUUUGAUCAAAACCCUCUUGAAACCUGUUUUCAAGGCUAGUAAAUCUUUCAGAAUAACCUAUUUAGGUAGAUUUGGAACUGUUUCCGAAGCGGCUGGGGGGUACUGUGAGGGAGGCGAGGCCACAUUGGGCAGGGAAGGGCGUUUUUCUACUGGAGGGACGGUGGCUACCACCACCAGACACUAGGUAGCCAUCAGCCAACUCUUCUCCACCCCCCUCCCUUGCCCAGGGAUGUUUUCAUUUGGUCCUGGUGGUGUUUGCGGAGCUCGACUAGGCUGGGGCCUGAGCCUCUUGAAGGGACUCCUGAGGGUGCCUCUGUACCAGUGUCCUUCUCUUCCUGUGGGUCAUGACACCUAUUGAGUGAAUAACCACUGUACAAACUGUGCUGAGCUCUGCUCCUUGAUAUAAUUGGAUGUAAGAGCAAGCUUGAGGGGCAGCGUCCACACUGCCUGCAGAACUGCUGAGGUUUGGGAGGGAGGGAGGGUGGGCUUCUUCCUGUCCAUUCUAAACUCCUGCUGCCUGACCGUCCUUGCUCAGUUCUGUUACUGGAAUCCUGUCCCUUCCAGUGAGGGCACCUGACAAUGCCCAGCUCACCCAAGCCUUUCCUGGUUGGACAGAGAACAUGGCAGUGGGGACUGAGAAGGGGGGGAAAGGAAGGGAAGUGGCAAGUCCCUGCCUUAUCCCCUUGGGGAACCAAGCUGGACCUAGCACUAACUGAGACCAAAAGCCUCUGAUUUUUAUUCUACAGAAAUGUUAGAUAUAGAGAAAUAUAUAUAUUUCUUUAAACAUUGACCUCACUUUGAUUGUUAAAAAAGCCAAAAAAAAACCACCCCCCACCCCUCAUUCCAAUACCCCAGACGACCUCAGCCCUUUACCUUGAAAAGCCUAAGUGAGAUACAAUGAAAAACUGUAUAUGUUUUGGUUAAAAUGUUAAUUAUAUGAUUAAAGCUGAAUUGUUGCUUC
Molecule: messenger RNA, 6020 nt
Organism: Dromiciops gliroides (monito del monte)
Lineage: Eukaryota; Metazoa; Chordata; Mammalia; Microbiotheria; Microbiotheriidae
Gene: NHSL3
Product: KIAA1522 ortholog
Exons: 7
Coding region: 94-3543 (1149 amino acids)
Biological process (GO): cell differentiation
Source: RefSeq, a predicted model, not a curated record